Molecule: messenger RNA, 1445 nt
Organism: Patiria miniata (bat star)
Lineage: Eukaryota; Metazoa; Echinodermata; Asteroidea; Valvatida; Asterinidae
Gene: ptgr2
Product: prostaglandin reductase 2-like
Exons: 7
Coding region: 299-1366 (355 amino acids)
Biological process (GO): prostaglandin metabolic process
Molecular function (GO): 15-oxoprostaglandin 13-reductase [NAD(P)+] activity
Source: RefSeq, a predicted model, not a curated record
UGGUGGCGCGCUUCAGGAAUAACAAGAGAACGGCAGAAGUCAUCUACAGUACAUGUAUCUGGUUCGACAGUUUCAAGAAAACAAUCUGAAAUAUCCUUUGUUUUACAUAUUGACAGAUAUCUUUCCUACCUUUGGUUAGUUCAGGGUUGGAAUAUGUCAUAAUUAAUCGACCAUGAACGUAGGCAAAGCAUGACAGAAGUAAAACUGAUUUUCAUUUUCUCGUCUUGACGGUCCAAAAACUUCAAGUGCAAAGUUUGGUCUUGCAAGAAUUUUAGAAAGAUUCUUGUGUGAAAUUGAAAUGGCAACGUCUUCCAACAAGCGUGUGUGUCUUGCAAGCAGGCCAGGUGCCAAUGGGAUACCUUCUGUCGAGAACUUCCGUAUGGAGGACUGCCCUAUGCCGGAGCUUGAGGACGGUCAGAUUCUCGUCAAACUCCUGUGCCUGUCUGUCGAUCCGUACAUGAGAUGUAGGAUGAACAUGGACACUGGCACGGACUACAUGUCACCAUGGAAACUAGACACCACCAUUGAUGGGGGAGGGGUGGGCGUGGUCGUCAAGAGUCGGAGCAUGGGCCACUCCAAGGGUGACGUCAUUGAGGGCUUCCAUCUACCGUGGCAACUCUAUGUAGCGCUGGAUGUGCAGGGAUUCAACUGUCUCAUUGUCAACAAGGUCGACGUGGCUUUGGUGAAAAAGCACUGGUCCCUCAUGCUCGGCCUGUACGGCGUUUCUGGCAUCAGCGCUUACCUGGGCAUCAAAGAGAAGGGACAUGUGGUGCCAGACGGCGACCAGACGUUUGUCGCGAGUGCGGCAGCAGGGUCAUGCGGAUCAUUAGCAGGACAGAUAGCCAGGUUAGAGGGCUGCACCAACGUAGUCGGCAUCUGUGGCAGUGAGGAGAAAUGCCGCUAUCUCACAGAGGAGCUGGGCUUUAACCACGCCAUCAACUACAAGACGGAAGACGUCGGGGAGCGACUACGAGAAUGCUGCCCCAAAGGAGUGCAGGUGUACUUUGACAAUGUCGGAGGCUCCGUCAGUGAUGCAGUCAUUCAGCAGAUGACCCCCGACUCACAUGUUAUCCUGUGCGGCCAGAUCUCAGUCUACAACACCGACCUGCCCUACCCACCGCCCAUACCCGAGGAGACACAGCAAGCCCUGACGGAGCACAAUAUCACCCGAGAGCGAUUCCUGGUCCUCAACUACAUUGACCAAUUCCCUGAUGCUAUAGAACAACUCUGCGUCUGGUACAACAAAGGAGAAAUCAAGUACAAGGAGACUGUGGCCGAAGGACUAGAGAACGCCCCUUUUGCAUUUGUGUCCAUGAUGACUGGAGGAAACAUUGGCAAACAAAUAGUUCAUGUGGCUGACCUAUGACCCCAACCCCAGCACAUACCCAAGUAACGAUGUUCCUAAGUGAAAAGUUCAAUUAUCAAAACUCAAGCUGCCUUUUUUG